Molecule: messenger RNA, 246 nt
Organism: Penicillium vulpinum
Lineage: Eukaryota; Fungi; Ascomycota; Eurotiomycetes; Eurotiales; Aspergillaceae
Exons: 2
Coding region: 1-246 (81 amino acids)
Source: RefSeq, a predicted model, not a curated record
AUGGAUAUUACGGGUGCCUACCUGUCCAGGAGGCUGCAACGUGGAAGUAUUGCCCCUCAUAAUGAGGUAACUAUUGGUAUCCUGAACGUGAUACUUUGGGAACACAAGGCAUACGAUGCAGUGUUGGAGGCGUCCAUCUACAUCAAUGUAGAUAUCAAGGAGAUGAACGUGGCGGCUUCGUUUGCCUCUGAAGAUCUGAGGGCCAACAGCGCUAGUCCAAAUGCCCAACCCUUACACAAGAAGUAA